UUCUUCUGAUGAAACGCGGUGGAUUGUUUAGUUCCGGCUGUUUUCCCGCCACGAUGAGCUCCACCGCGGCUUUAUUGAUUCUGAUAUUGAGCUCCACCGGAGUUUCAGCAGACUCGAAACAAGAUGCAUCAGCGCCUUCAGCAGACCAAGAAACACCGGCCCAAGCGGCAGUUGCUGGCUCUCACACACUGCAGUACCAACACACUGCUGUCAGAGGAAUAAAUUCCACAGAAGUCAUUGCUGUGGGUCUGCUGGAUGGAGAACAGCUUGUGUUCUAUAACGCCAGCAUCAAGAUGUUAAGGACCAUGUGGAUAUGGAAUAUCAAUGCUUCUUAUGCAGAUUACUACGACAGCGUGACAGAAAAUAUGGAGGAUCAACAGGACCAUUUGCGUGCCGUUAUGAAACCAGCAAUGGAGCUCUUUAAUCACACUGAAGGAGUUCACAUAUUCCAGAGGAUGUACGGCUGUGAGCUUGAUGAUGACGGCACCACUAGAGGAUAUGAUCAGUUUGGUCUUGAUGGAGAAGAUUUAAUAAGUCUGGAUCUGAAAACUGGAACCUACACUGGAACAAAACCUCAAGCUGUAAAACUUGUAAAGAAGUGGGAUCCUAAAGACACUCGUGCUAAAUCCCAGAAGAGCUACCUGGAGAAUGAAUGUAUUGAUCGGUUAAAUACAUUUGUGUCUUACGCCAAUGAGACUCUGGGGAGGAAAGUUCGUCCCGAGGCGUCAGUGUUCCAGAAACACUCAUCAUCUCCAGAGGUGGUGUGUCAUGCUACAGCUUUCUUCCCCAAAGCCCUGAAUAUCACCUGGCAGAAGGACGGAGAGGACCUGAUUGAGGAUGUGGAGCUCACAGAGACGUUACCCAACCAGAAUGGAAGCUUCCAGAAGAGGAGCAUUCUGAAAGUCCCAGCUGAGGAGCUGCAGAAACACAAAUACACCUGCGUGGUUCAGCACAGCAGCUUGGAGAAGGAGUUAGUGCUGCCUGUGAGCGAGCGGCGAAUCCUGAGAGAUGGAGGAUCAGGACGAGGUCGAAUUGGCAUUUUUGCAUCCAUCAUACUCCUUGCUGCCGUCCUUGGCAUUGUUGCCUUCAGUGUCCUCCUCAUUGCUGGAAUCCGCUACAUGAAGAAGUGGUGUGAAAUGAAACAUGAUAAAGUCGAACCCUCUCCUGAACGUAUUCGAAUGAUUGAAGUAUGAGGGAUCUCCUGCCAAAGAGAAGAGUUCUGUUGAAGAAUGUUCCCAGUGUUUAUCAGAACUAAAUCAGUGACUUGUGCCAAAAUGCGCACGUAUAAAAUUAGAGCAUUACACCUGAGUAUUACCCACUGAACAUCAGUUAUGAUGCAUUAUAGCAGGGCUUGAGAUGGUUCAUACCCAUUUAUACCCAUUUUAAAGUGUAUGAACCGUCAUUGUCCCUUUUUAUGAAGCAGGUCUUGUAUUUUACUGACUUGGUGACAUGGCAGUGGUGUGUGUGUGUGGGCACAGGGCAAGAAAAGUAUAUAUUUAAUUUAAAAACUUCAAGACCUUAAAUGCAUUCAAGCUUUUUAUAACAUUACCAAGGAACAGAAUUCUUUAUCGUUCUGUUAAGACCAUUUUAAAUCUAUUUGGUAUUUUAACAGGAAAACAGAGUAAAUGUCCCAGAACAAGCAAAGUUUACUGUUAACAGCCUGCUUUAGAAUUUACAAUAAUUUGUUUGCGAGUCCUACUAAUUAUAAAUUAACUUAUUUAUCAAGCACAAGGUUUUAUGUUUGCCUCGUGUAUAAAAACACCCUUCAACGCGUUCCCUCUUAACGUAUGGGCAUAAGGUUUUAUAUCAGUCACAUGUCCAAUCUCAUUUCUCCUAAUAAAAUUAAGAGAUAAUAUACAUAAGAAAUAUUAAAUUAUAAAUCUCCAUAGAAUAUUUCUGUAAAAGUCCCUGUUUGUCCUGUUUUGUUCCCCAUUUAGUCUAAUACUUUUAUAUUUCACUCUGAUCAGCUGCAUCACUCUGUGUACCUGCACUAACAGCUGGAUGUAUUUAAUUUUUAAAAAGAUCAAAUCAUAAUAGUUCUAAAAGGCGAGUGUCAAAGGAUCAUGGAGAUCUAUAAUAUGAGCUUUACACUUACAGCAUUACAGAUCCAGGGUUAUUGUAGUAAACUAAGACAAACAAAUUUUCAUAAACUGAAAUACAGUAAUUUACUAGGGGUGUGCAAAAAUAUCGAUACGGCGAUAUAUCGCAAUACUUUGUCUUCCGAUUCAAUAUCGAUACUCAAUUUGAAUAUCGAUAUUUUUUUCAAAUAAUAAAAUUGUUUCAGACGGGUUGUAAAUCCAGUACGACUUCCGCACCUCCGCUCCGCGAGGUGUCGCUGUGCCGCUACCUCACUGCAAGGCACUCUUCGUCUUCUCUUUUUUUUUUCCCCGGUGGUUGCAGUGAGGAAAAAAAAAACAGGCAAGCAUGGCUGUUAACAUAAACCUAGAGACGCCGCCGAACUUUAAGGCAGAUGUUUGGAGGCACUUUGGAUUCCAAAGGAAAGGAGAAAAAAAAACAGUGAGCCGGACAAAGAGGAUGCACUUUGCAAAACCUGUUUUGCUCCAAUUAAAUUAAGAUGCUCCAAUUAAGAUGCACACUGCACUUUUCAAUGUGUUUCAGACAGUGUGUUGUUCCUGCAAAAUAAGCACAAGUUAAAUGUUCUCAGCAGGGUCUCCGCGGAUCCUUAAGUCUUAAAAAGUCUUAUUUUUAAUAUGUGUUUAAGGUCUUAAAAAGCAUUAUAUUUCGCUAUUUUUUGAGCUAUGGUAUUAAAUUUCACAUGGGAGGUAUUAAAUUUCAUCCGGGUAGCCUACGGUAAAUGAAAAAAAAAAAAACAUAUGUCUGGAAUUUUUUACCGCGCUAACGUUAUUUAUUCAACCAGCGUCGUUUGUUAUCAAGAUGCUGAACAAGUAGCACAAGAGCCGUUGUGUGUCUAGCACUAGUUCUAAUAGCGCAGGAACCACGCCACAGGGGGCAGUGUGUUCUUUUAUCCAUGUAGUAGAACCAUUGAGAGUAGAGCAGACGAGGAAGAAGUGGUUGAACUUGAACAUGAACGGAGAUGGGGAAGUGUAAGUUUAGUAACAAGUGGCUUGAGGAGCCAAAAUACAAAAGUUGGCUAACAACAGCAACUUCAGAAUAUGAAGCGAGAUGUAAGGUAUGUCGGAAAGACAUCAAGUUAACAACAAUGGGCUGUAAAGCCCUUGACGCUCACUCGAAAGGGGAAAAGCAUAUGCGCUAUGCUGCUAGUCGGGCAACAACAGUCCCCAUGCCAAUGUUCGCCUCUACGGUCACAAAAAGUGCAACGCCAGCUUUAGCGUCUCCGGGUCCCAGCACAAGUGCUUUCGCGGCAUUCGCCCCAACCACUACGAUGAAGGCAGAAAUACUGUGGGUUCUGCAGAAGAUGCACUUUAUUAAAAAAAAUGCUUUGAACUUAACCUAGAGUGUGCUUUUUUUUUUUUUUUUUUAAACUGUACGUAUUUGUUCCGUGGUAGUGGUCUUAUUUUUUAUACUCAGUGGUCUUAAAAUGGUCUUAAAAAGUAUUAUUUUUGCUGGUCAGAAAUGUGCAGAGACCCUGUCUCAGGUAUAUGUUCUCAAGUUUACAAAGAACAAACUGAUAUUAGUGUUAGCACUGAAAUGUAUGUGCAGUCUGCAGUGCAAGUUUUAAGUUUUCAUAAAACAAUUUGAUUCUGCUUGUUAAGCAGCACUGAUGUGUCCAUGCUUACAGAAAAGUUGAGAAUACUAGCACAGAAAUGGGAAUUUUCUGUAUGUUGUAGUGAAGCAACUCUUGGUUUUGCCAGCAGUGGAAUAGAGACACAUAUGUCUGGCAAGAGUGUGUAGUUAUGUAUGUGAAAUGUAAUUUUACAGUGGUCAAUAAAUUCUGAUUUUCUUCAGUGACGCAGAUAUUGUGAUAUGGUUGAAAUUUCUUGCAAUAUAUCGAUUAUCGCAGAAUCGCUGUACCGUGAUAUCGUUAUCAUGGGCAAAAUAUCGCCAUAGUAUCGUGAGGUAUCUGGUGGUACCCAGCCCUAUAAUUUACCCAAAAAAAUUUAAAACUAAAAAAAAAAAAAAAAAAAAUCUCGUUUCAAGUCAGUAAAUGGCCUACAGUGACCUCCCAAAACAUGCCAGUAAAUGGUGUUGUACUGGGCUCCAGUAAAUGCACACUACAGAUGCAGUAAGUUGUGCUUACAACAUGUACUUCAUGUAUUUACAUUUUAUCUGUAUGCGUCAUGGUAUGGCACUUUUUUAAUUUUUUGAAUGUCUUUUUGUGAUGUACUGUGACUGUUUGAAAUGUGAAAAAAAAAUGAAGUGACCUUGCACAGAUUACAUAACUGUUUAUCUUAAUGAAGGAUUGUUUACUGAUCUGUGAAAAGUUGAAUCAGGUUUAUUAUCCAGUAUGUUCUCACACCAAAGCAAAUUCCUUGUAUGUUUGAUGCAUGAAUAAUUAAGAUAAAAAUAUUUAAGUAAAGAGACAAAAGCAGAGAUAUAAAUGGAAUAAAAAAUUAUGAAUUAUACAUUUAGAAAAUACAUUUGUAGAGGUGGCACGGAGACUUGUCCAGGGUGUACCCCACCUCUUGCCCAUAGUCAGCUGGGAUAGCCUCCAGCUUGCCCGCGACCCUGCACAGGAUAAGCCGUUACAGAUAAUGGAUGAAUAUUAUGUGCAAUAAAACUUGUUCAGAUGGAUGGAUAAACAUAUUAGUUUGUGCAAUGGAUUAUUUCAGUGAAUAAGCUGUACACUGAGCCAGAAUGUACAAUAAAAGGUUACAGAAUGAA
This is a messenger RNA of Neoarius graeffei (lesser salmon catfish), 4764 nucleotides long. RefSeq names its product class I histocompatibility antigen, Non-RT1.A alpha-1 chain-like. NCBI's taxonomy places the organism in Eukaryota, Metazoa, Chordata, Actinopteri, Siluriformes, Ariidae. The transcript is spliced from 8 exons. The coding region runs from base 9 to 1193 and encodes 394 amino acids. Gene Ontology annotation, cellular component: external side of plasma membrane. The record is from RefSeq and is a predicted model, not a curated record. Gene Ontology annotation, biological process: immune response.